AAUGUAUAAAAAGCGUGAUCCAAAUAAGAAGAAUCGUUCAGUUAUUGAUUCCAAGUCACGGGCAUCAUGUUCGUCUCUACCGUUUUGGCUGUUUCAUUCUCUGUGGUAGCGUUAAAUACGCUCGUAGCUGGUGAUCCAGCCACAGUUAUCACUAUGAACACCAUCAAAGUCACGAACAAUGCCAAUGACUACUUUGAUCCGUGGUCCUUUGAGAUUGGUAGAGGACAAAAGAACUCUCAGCUAAACGGUAAAAUGCCGACGAAAAAAGAAGUUCCAGACAAUAUGCUAUUCAAAUUCUUUUUGCAAAUGGACGGUCAAGAUCCUAUUGAACAGGUAACAUCUUUCUGUGAAGCUUUGAGUGAUGAAACAAUCGGAAAGACUUUCGUCGAUGCCGGCACUCCUGAUGGCACAUUCCCAAAAGAAUGCCCCUUCACUUCGGGUGACUGGGGUAUUUCAAAAUGGGAUCCUCCAUCGGAUUCGGUACCACCGGGAGUGAACGGCCCGUUCUCUGGUUACGUAAUGAUGUUUGAAGAAGGCAAGGACGCUAUCAUUCAAGUCGAUUUUGAGGGUGAAAUGUCAUAAUAAAAAAUGGCGGGACUCUAGAAUUUUGUCGAGGAUAGAUAAAUAAAAACAGACCAAUCACGAACGAAUUAAUUACAAUGAUCUGGCGCACCUAAAAGUACGUUUAACGAGAUAUGUCAAUCUUUUCAUAUUAACAAUAAAUUGAAUAAACUGAUACUAAUUUCAUAGUAUCGAUGAAUUUUACGUAAAAUGCA
Molecule: messenger RNA, 776 nt
Organism: Venturia canescens
Lineage: Eukaryota; Metazoa; Arthropoda; Insecta; Hymenoptera; Ichneumonidae
Exons: 4
Coding region: 67-582 (171 amino acids)
Source: RefSeq, a predicted model, not a curated record